Molecule: messenger RNA, 618 nt
Organism: Spinacia oleracea (spinach)
Lineage: Eukaryota; Viridiplantae; Streptophyta; Magnoliopsida; Caryophyllales; Amaranthaceae
Exons: 1
Coding region: 1-618 (205 amino acids)
Molecular function (GO): zinc ion binding; nucleic acid binding
Source: RefSeq, a predicted model, not a curated record
AUGGAGCCUCAAGACUUAACUGAGCAUGCCAAAGUUGAACUGGAGUUGAGAACAGUUGAAUCCAGGUUUUGCUACUCUACUCCAUGUGGUGGUGGGGAGUAUGAGGUGAGGGAAGGCCAUGUGAAAUUCCCAGUCAGGAUUGACAGCAGAACCUGUGGGUGUGGAGUUUGGCAGGUGUCUGGUAUUCCCUGCAAACAUGGUUUGAGGGUCAUUUACAACCAGAGACUAGACCCUCUGGACUUUGUGUCCCAUUUCUUCAAGGGUGCUGCUUAUAAGCUGGCAUAUGCAGAACAUAUGCAGCCUAUGCCUGACCCUACUCAGUGGCCUGAGUUCAACCUGCCCACUAUUAACCCUCCUGGAAUUAAGAGGACUGCUGGAAGACCCCCUAAACAAAGAAAGAGGGGUGCCAUGGAAGCUAAGAAGAGGAAGAGGCACACUUCAGUAAAGUGUAGCAAAUGCAAGGAGAUGGGCCACAAUGCAAGGACUUGCAAGUCUGGCACUGGCAGUUCCAAGGCACCACCAAAACAGAGGGUUUCAACAAGGAAGAGGAAAACUGGUGAUGAUGGAGCAAGCACAUCCAAGGCAGCACCAAAAGGGAAGAAAUCAAAGCAAGCAUGA